AUGGUGCCAGUUCACCCGGCGAUGUUGGAGCCAGCCAUCCCAGACCUUCAGUCGUUACAGCAUAAGGAAAGGGAGAAAAGAUGGAUGGACUCAAGCAAUUAUGACCGUAGACACAGAGUAAGAAACCUUCCAGACCUGUCUCCAGGAGAUCAAGUGUGGAUUACAGAUACAAGAUCUACUGGUACUGUGAUGUCUAAACAUGAAACACCAAGGUCUUACCUGGUUAGUGGAUCACAGGGUACUUUAAGGAGAAACCGUCGUCACCUUGUGCCCAUAUCAGCAGACAACAGCAGUGAAGCGCUUGGUCAUGCUGCAGAGGUUGACCCGCAAGAUACAGUAACAGAGACAGCGGAGGAGAGCACAUCUGUACUGGCAUUAGAUGAACCCUGUGGGGUUUACACUCUGCCAUGUACUCAGGGUCUGCGCUGUAUCCCUCCUCAUGGAGAGCAAAGCCCUCUUCAGGCACUGCUUCAAGGACGAGGGCUUUGCAAGAACAUUAAAAGUGCCGUUCCUGAUGUACCUCCACCUACUGAAAAAGGACCAUUGACUGCUGUAAACAAUGAAAAGGGUCCUUGUCGUAAAUUGUUAAAUGCAGUGCUCCAAAGUAUUGAGUUGACGGUCAUUUAUUCAAUCCAGGACAUCUACAUUCCUAACUGUGACAGACAGGGAUUCUUCAGGAGGAAACAGUGUCGCUCAUCACGAGGAAUGCAAAGAGGUCACUGUUGGUGUGUUGACGAGAAAGGAGAAAAAAUUACUUCUCGUAAAAAAGAAGACGGCACUAUUUCUUGUACCAGUGCCUGA
Molecule: messenger RNA, 801 nt
Organism: Paramisgurnus dabryanus
Lineage: Eukaryota; Metazoa; Chordata; Actinopteri; Cypriniformes; Cobitidae
Gene: igfbp6a
Product: insulin-like growth factor binding protein 6a
Biological process (GO): regulation of insulin-like growth factor receptor signaling pathway
Cellular component (GO): extracellular region
Molecular function (GO): insulin-like growth factor II binding; insulin-like growth factor I binding; fibronectin binding
Source: RefSeq, a predicted model, not a curated record